Drosophila santomea is the source of this 779-nucleotide messenger RNA. RefSeq lists its product as uncharacterized. The transcript is spliced from 2 exons. The record is from RefSeq and is a predicted model, not a curated record. Gene Ontology annotation, biological process: sensory perception of smell. Lineage: Eukaryota; Metazoa; Arthropoda; Insecta; Diptera; Drosophilidae. Bases 42 to 749 code for a protein of 235 amino acids. Gene Ontology annotation, molecular function: odorant binding.
UUUCAAAGUAAAUCGUCAAAAAAUUGUAAAAUAUUUCUUCAAUGUAUUUUCGAGCCAGUUUGCUGGCAUUGCUUUGCCUCACUCUCACUGAAUUCGUUUCUCAAGCAUGGACCCGAUCGCUUACCGUCUCGCUAAACAUGUCCAUGACCCGAACCCUGGUUCCAGAUUCGCCAAAUGGAACGGAGACCAAGCUCAGCCAGGAGAUGCUGAGGGCUUGUAUGCGUAGGACCGAGAUAUCAAUGUCGCAACUGAAACUCUUUCACAUGAGCCUGAUGAACAGUGACUACAAUAAUGACAACGACAUAGCCCCAACGCCAGUUCAAUCCAUUGGCGAUGCGAAUAACCUGGGUGAUAUUGACAUCAAUGGCAACUCGCAGAUGCCAUAUUUGGAUUUGAAGCACAAUGAGCCGCUGCAGUGCUUUGUGAGCUGCCUGUAUGAGAGCCUGGAUCUGGAUAGGUACAAUGUCCUGCUGGAGGAGGCCUUCAAGAAUCAGGUGCAAACGAUCAUACAGCAUGAGAAGUCCGAGAUCAAGGAGUGCAGCGAUCUUCAGGGCAAAACACGAUGCGAGGCGGCCUACAAGUUGCACGUGUGCUACAAUCACCUCAAAACUCUGGAGGCGGAGCAGCGCAUCCGUGAGAUACUCGAACGGACCGAGGCGGAGAACGAGGGAUUCGGUCCGGAGGGCAGCGAUUUUAUCGAUGGCAUCCAGCAUUCCGGAGAAGCAAUGACCAGCACUAAGCCGGAGUGAAUAGCUGGGUAUUUUUGGGCCCCCUAGCCU